AUGGUUGUUAAAGAUCCAGAAUCACAAAAAUAUAGUGAGGUUCAGCCAUUGAUUCCUUCUAAAAUUACUUGUAACGACCGAUAUUUUACGAGUGAACUUUUAAGUUAUUUCUUUAAUUAUGGUUUGCAUACUGACAAUGAGCUUAUUAAAUUACCUCCCAAUAUAUGCAUUGCAUCAUCCAGCGAUCCAAUCGGAACAAUUGUCGAGGCAGUUUACCCAUCACUCUUGCAGAAGUACAAUGACCCAGCAUAUUUGAAAGAAAGAGCAAUACUGACGCCAAAAAACGAAAUGGUGCAUGAGUUGAAUGCCACAAUUAUGCAAAUUAUACCAGGUGAAGGAAGAACAUAUUUUAGCUCGGACAAUGUGUGUAAAGCAAGCGUGAACAUUAGUGAUGAAGAUCUGUUGUACCCACCUGAAUUUUUGAACAUCCUAAGAUUCCCGGGCAUCCCUAAUCAUGACAUACACUUAAAAGUAGGCACUCCAGUUAUGCUUCUCAGAAAUUUAAGCCAAAGUGAAGGCCUAUGCAAUGGAACAAGAUUGAUUGUCACGCAUCUCGGUAAUUGGUCUGUUAGCGCAAAUAUCAAUUCUGGAAACAACGUUGGCUCAAGAGUAACAAUUCCAAGAAUCAUUAUGUAUCCUAAUGAUUCAAAGUGGCCAUUGAAGCUUAAGAGACAGCAACUUCCUUUAGCAUCAUGUUUUGCCAUGACAAUUAAUAAAAGUCAAGGACAAUCCCUUAACCAUGUCGGAUAG
This is a messenger RNA of Lycium barbarum (goji berry), 750 nucleotides long. RefSeq lists its product as uncharacterized. Lineage: Eukaryota; Viridiplantae; Streptophyta; Magnoliopsida; Solanales; Solanaceae. The record is from RefSeq and is a predicted model, not a curated record. Bases 1 to 750 code for a protein of 249 amino acids. The transcript is spliced from 2 exons.